Messenger RNA from Pyricularia pennisetigena, 810 nucleotides. RefSeq lists its product as uncharacterized. Bases 1 to 810 code for a protein of 269 amino acids. The record is from RefSeq and is a predicted model, not a curated record. The transcript is spliced from 2 exons. NCBI's taxonomy places the organism in Eukaryota, Fungi, Ascomycota, Sordariomycetes, Magnaporthales, Pyriculariaceae. Gene Ontology annotation, biological process: mycotoxin biosynthetic process.
AUGGCACCAAUCCCCAAAUUCAGAGACGAACACGCAGGGCGCACCCCCAAGGAUUCCACCGAAUCGCUAAUGGGCCACCAAGAGGAGGAGGAGGAGCAACAAUGGCAGAACAACCAGAAUCGUCGCCGCUCGCACGUGCAGCGCAUCUCGGACGCCAUCAGCCCCUGGCGCUGGCUGGUGGACGGCGUUUUAUUCUUUGCAAUCAUCGGCCUGCUGCUCGAGAGGAGAUCGAGCAUUGCACGCAGCGGGUACUGCGAGUUUGAGAGCACGGGAGACAUCACAGGGUUCGCGCCCAAGGUCUCGCAGCAGAUAAAAAAAUUCGUGCCCGACUUUAGCUACUUCCCCGACAACGCGAGCGAGUUCUCCUCGCCGGCCACGAAGCAGAAAUGGUUGGACUUGGUGCCCAAGGGCCUGGGCUACGUCAAGGUCGACCACCCGGAGAGGCACAACAACCUCCCUCACAGGCUGGUUGCGUUUCCGAAAAACACGACGGCGUUCACGACAUCGGUGACGCAUCAGCUGCAUUGCCUGCACGCAAUUGCAGCAACGUACAACAACAUGCUCAUCAACAACACCAACUCGAGCCCCAACCCAGAUGACAUGGCGCCCUGGCACAUUAACCACUGCUUUGAAUACCUCCGUCAAACCAUCAUGUGCUGCGGCGACACGGCGCUCGAGGGCGAGGCCACUACGUUCCCCGAGAACGAGACGGGCAGCGAUGGCUGGGACGCCACGCACAUCUGCAAGAACUAUGAUCAAAUUCAUUCGUAUCUCGAGGAGAAGCGGGCUUUGGAUGAAGUUUGGGUUUGA